AAACCAAAAGAAGAACUUGCAACACUGAACAUAGCACAUACAGAGAGCAACAACACACUCAAAUCCUGGACAACGCCCUGGGCUUAUCACAGUGGAGGAAUGAUGCCAUUGGGGCUGGCUAUAUUGUGCAUCCCGCUCCUUUGCACUGGAGCUCUGGGUUUUGGGAUUUUGCCAGGAGAGUCUCUGAGUCACCUGGAAAUCACUGAGCAAGCACUGUUGAAUGUGACUGUGCAGGUGUGCCGUGCCCUGGCCAAGACCGAGGGGACAGCCUUCACACUUCCUGCACAGCCUUUCACUGCACAGGGUGUUGCUACAGCCUGUGGUGCACCACAGUCUUCUAAGACUUUUGGUCUAGCCAUUCAGGAAAUCAAACUGAUGAAUGCAGGUGUGGACAUCCGCCAUGUCCUAGAUGCCAGCUUUCACUUUGAUGAGGAGAUGUUUGUUCAAGGAAAGAAAAUCAUUAUAGGGGGAAUACAGGCUGUCAAAGCGAGCAAUAAGCUAAAGAGUUAUGAGGCAGCGAGGCAGAACCUGGGAGAAAUUCUGCAUCCUUUACAGGAUUUCUACAGUCACAGCAACUGGAUAGAACUAGGAAAAAAAAGCCCAAACUCCAAUCUGAUCAAAUCAGAUGCCAGCAUUGGUAACAUAGCAGCUAAAAGCAGAGCGACAUGUCGCAGCUGUAAAGACGACUGCAGAAACAAUAUCUUGGAGGAUAUCAUCAGGGAAAAGAUCUUGACAUCUGGGUACUUUAGUCUGACGCCUAUAUUUGCAACUAAACCCAAUGGAAAAUGCAGCCAUGGAGGCAUACUGGAUCAAACAAGUAAGAUUGAGCCUAAAGGUGGGAUCAACAAAGAUUCACUCACUGCCAGCCAUGGACAUCUCCACUUUCAAGCAGCAAACAUGGCAAUAGCUGCAAGCAGUGAGCUUCUCGAGGACAUUCGAGGGGCCGCCGGUGACAGACCAUUCUUACAGAUGAUGGGUCUCUUCAAAGGAUCCAGCAAGGCACUUUAUUUUGUCAUCGACACCACAAACAGCAUGCGAGAUGACAUUGAAACAGUGAGAAAUGUCACUUCCACUAUAAUCAGCAGGGAAGUGGGAACAGACAAAGAGCCCUCACUGUACAUUCUUGUACCAUUUAAUGAUCCAGACUUCGGGCCACUGACAAAGACCACAAGCUCAACGGUUUUCAAGAAUGCGAUUAGUUCUCUAACAGCCUCCGGUGGAGGGGAUGCACCAGAGCUGAGUCUCUCAUGGCUUCAGCUGGCUUUAAGCACGGCUCCUUCAAAUUCUGAGAUCUUCCUCUUCACGGAUGCAGCAGCUAAAGACAAACACCUAAAGAACACAGUGAUUGCACUCAUAGAGAGGACCCAGUCAGUGGUAAACUUCUUGAUAACCGACACAACACCAAUCAAUCGUCGGAGGCGGCGUGCUCAGCAAAAGUCCAAUAGGAUAGCAGAAUCGGAUGCUCAACUGUACAGAGAGCUGGCUCAGGCCUCAGGAGGACAAGCUAUCGAAGUCACAAAGAGUGAACUUCCUCAGGCCACAGCCAUUGUAAUAGAUUCCUCCAGGUCCUCUCUGGUGACCCUUCUUCAGACAAGCAGGAGCCCAGGAAGGGCUGACACCUUCAGUUUUAUAGUUGAUGAUUCGGUAACAAACCCUGCAGUUUACAUCACUGGGAAAUCCAUCAGUUUUACUCUCAUCAGCCCGACAGGUGAAUCUCAGCAGAGCAGUGACACAACAGGGUCACUGAUCACUGCAUCCCAGUCUGUGGGAAACUUCUGGUCCCUGCAGCUAAAAAAGCAAGUUGGAACAUGGAACAUGAGAAUGGUGUCAAGUAACCCUUACACUCUGAAGGUCAUAGGUCAGAGUCCCAUUGACUUUGUCUUCAACUUUGUGAAGACAUCACAGGGCCCUAUCUCAGGAUUUGAUGCUCUGCAGACACGUCCCAGCACUGGUGUCAAUGCUAGCCUGUUGAUGUCCUUAACGGGGAGUAACACUGCCAGGGUGACAGAAGUCACUCUGGUUGGAUCGUCAGGGUCGGAGGUGAUUGCAGGAGUUGUGGUGCCACAGGAGAGUGGAAGCUUCUUAGUUCAGGUUGACAAGUUGCCAUCAGAGGCGUUUGUGGUGCAAGUGAAGGGACAAGAUGAUAGUUACACCCCCAAGGCUUCAUCAAUAGUCUUCCAAAGACAAUCACCAAUCAGUUUUAGAGGAUCGAAUCUGACGAUUAAUGCUGAUUCAGGGAGCAUCAUAGAACCCGGGAAGCCAUUUUCUGUGCCCUUCACACUGGUAACCAAUGGAACAGGUGGGAACUUCACAAUCAGAGCCACCAACAGCAGAGGCUUCGAUUUAACGUCUCCAACCAGUAUCUUCCUGGAGACUGGAAAAACUGCUAAUGGCACAGUGACCCUCUCAGUACCUCUAAAUACCCCAUCUGGUACUGACUUCACCUUGACCAUUGACACCGAGGCUCCUGAGAGUGCAGACAGUAACUAUGUUGUGUUACGAUUCUCCGUUCUUAACACGGUGACUGAUUUCACUCCACCAGCCUGUGAGCUGCUCAGGUUGCAGUCCAGCUGUUCUGUUAACUGCAGCUUGCAGAUGUGGGAGCUCUCUGUCCGGGUGAAGGAUGAGGCUGGCGGGACGGGCGUCGAACGUGUCAGCCUCAGGCAGGGCAACGGGACUUUGAACACCAGCCUGGAUCCAGGCAAUGAGAACAUAACACUGGUGUCCUAUACUGCAUCCUGCUGUGUACCUGACAUAGAGAUACUGGUUGUGGAUCGUGUGGGUAAUGUAGGCACCUGCUCCUACAGUGGGCAGAAAGGACUGAAAUCUGCCAUCUCUGAAUUCACUCAGCAUCCCUUACUCUGUUUAAGCAUCAUGUUGCUAGGACUUCACAAUCUGAUAAAAAUAAGCAUUGAAUGA
Messenger RNA from Archocentrus centrarchus (flier cichlid), 2919 nucleotides. Its product is annotated as von Willebrand factor A domain-containing protein 7-like. The transcript has 16 exons. The record is from RefSeq and is a predicted model, not a curated record. NCBI's taxonomy places the organism in Eukaryota, Metazoa, Chordata, Actinopteri, Cichliformes, Cichlidae. The coding region runs from base 100 to 2919 and encodes 939 amino acids.